Molecule: messenger RNA, 1530 nt
Organism: Clupea harengus (Atlantic herring)
Lineage: Eukaryota; Metazoa; Chordata; Actinopteri; Clupeiformes; Clupeidae
Source: RefSeq, a predicted model, not a curated record
AGGCGCGGCCACGCACAGGUGUGGCCCUCGUCCCGCAGGAGCGCUGAAGAUAAGUCCCCACGCCGAGGCGCAGAGGAGUCACACAGAGGAGCCCCAUAUGGAAGAGAGAUGACAGCUGGUGCCUGCUAUAGUUUCACUCAGCCAAAGUCCUAAAGGAAUCACCAAAUACACCACAUACACCAGCACCUAUGCUUCAGCAUCAGAUUUAGUUCCAUUUGGCUGAAAAAAGUGUGAGAGAAAUUCUACCGUCCUGACCUGAGAGAAACAGGAAGUUCUACCGUCCUGACAGUGCCAAGCCUCGUCCACCGCACAGUGUCACCAUGAAUAUCUCCAUGGAAAACCCGUACGGUAGCGUAACCAUCCCCCGUGCCCAGCUGCGCACCGACGACAACAGCACGGUGAUCAUCAACCCCAUGGCUCUGGAGGGCAAUAACGGUGCCAACCCUUAUGACGGCGUGCCCGUCUAUGGCACGGAGGCCAAGAAUGGUACUCAGAACCCUCCGCCCUAUGGAGGCGAGGGCAACUACACGGUCAAAGAGGAUGAGGAGCAGGUCGGCCGUUGCAAUGCCUGCUGUUACCGUUGCCGUCGAAAGUGAGAUGCCAACACCUUAGGGCUUCAAGGCCCUUUGGCAGACUAUGGAAAGGACCUGGGGAUGGGGGCUUGGCCAGUGCCACCAUUUUCUCACAGACAGCUGAGUUCAAGCCACCCCAAAUGACAGUGUCUUAACAAAGAGUAUAAUUGAUUACUGUACAAAGUAUUGAUGUUAUUACCCAUGCCCCAUGCCAUGUUCCUGUUAGGACAAUGCCAUUCUUGCGAUACUCCUGUAUUGUACUGGGGUAGGGUACUAAUAAUGCUCAAAGUGCCUGGUAGAACAGCUUUAUGGCCUUACUUAAGCCCAGACCCGUCAUUGUUGUAAGUGUUUAUUUAUUGGGGUGUGGCUGGGCUGGGGAGCUGCAGUACUUUCUAGCUGUAUGGACAAGUGCACAUAGCGAGGAUUGUUGAGUUCAGCCAUUGAUUGUUGCCAUAUGUAUAUAACCUGUUACCACUGUUUCUAUCUUAUUGUUCCCAAACAAAAGAGAUUGGAGUACUGUGCUCUCCAGUUUCAGUGAAGGUAACUUUUUCAGAAAUGCAAAAAGAAUGCAAGACCUUUGGGUCUGAAGCUAAAGAAUGAAGGAAUUUGAAAGCCUCAUGGUUUCUGGGUGUCUUGAUGGAUGAGUUCCUCCGGUUAACCACACCCCAGUCAUUGAAAUCAAACCACAGUCACAUCCACCCUCUCCAGGGACGCAUGCAUUCCCCUGUCCUUACAAGGAUGAUAACCCUCCUGAAGGGACUCGAGGAAGGAAGACCCACACACUAGACUGCCUUUUGUGCUCCAUCACUGAAGCCUCAGACUGUUGCCCUACCUGGAAUUCAAUUCAAAAGAAGGGCAACGUCUACGUGUUUGGAGAUACUGGUGGGGCCAUUCACAACAACUUGAGUAAUUGUUCAACUCAAUAUAAGUUAUGUUAUAAUAAAAGGAUAUGAGAAUA